This is a messenger RNA of Hibiscus syriacus, 447 nucleotides long. RefSeq names its product MADS-box protein JOINTLESS-like. The record is from RefSeq and is a predicted model, not a curated record. NCBI's taxonomy places the organism in Eukaryota, Viridiplantae, Streptophyta, Magnoliopsida, Malvales, Malvaceae. Bases 1 to 447 code for a protein of 148 amino acids. Gene Ontology annotation, molecular function: protein dimerization activity; DNA-binding transcription factor activity, RNA polymerase II-specific; RNA polymerase II cis-regulatory region sequence-specific DNA binding. The transcript is spliced from 4 exons. Gene Ontology annotation, biological process: regulation of transcription by RNA polymerase II.
AUGGCAAGUGAGAAGAUAAAAAACAAGAAGAUAGACAACCUCAAGGCAAGGGAAGUGAAUUUCUCCAAGAGAAGGCAAGGGCUUAUCAAGAAAGCUCAAGAGCUUUCUGUUCUUUGCGGCGCUGAAGUUGCUCUCAUCAUUUUCUCGCCUACUGGGAAGCUAUUUGAGUUUGCUAGCUCCAGAUAUAGUACUUUGCACUCCAACAAUCUCAGCAAAUUGGACCAGCCUUCUCUUCAACUUCAGGAACCUGUGGGGGGUUUGCAGAUGGAGACACUGUUUAAAGGAAAAGCAGUUGUUGUGGUUGGGGAAGAAGGCAUGCCAUCGGAACCUGUCACAGAUAAUGUUUGCAGCUGCACUCCAUUGGAGGAUGAAACAGGUCUCAAGUCAGGCCUUUCACUUCACUUCGCUGAAGCAGAUGAGAAGAGAAGAGGCAAUUUGAAUAAAUAG